This is a messenger RNA of Columba livia (rock pigeon), 1417 nucleotides long. RefSeq names its product ATP23 metallopeptidase and ATP synthase assembly factor homolog (gene ATP23). Lineage: Eukaryota; Metazoa; Chordata; Aves; Columbiformes; Columbidae. The coding region runs from base 1 to 915 and encodes 304 amino acids. The transcript has 6 exons. Gene Ontology annotation, biological process: mitochondrial protein processing; mitochondrial proton-transporting ATP synthase complex assembly. Gene Ontology annotation, molecular function: metalloendopeptidase activity. The record is from RefSeq and is a predicted model, not a curated record.
AUGGGCGCAUGCGCUGCCUCUGCCGGCCCCCGGUCCGCAGCCCCCAGCACUGCCUGGCCACGCCCCCGCCGCCUCACGUGUCGGGGAGCGGGUCCGGCGAUUGGCUCUGCUGUGUCACUCGCCCUUUGCCCCGCCGGCGGGGCUGGGGCCCGUGGGCGUGGGGAGGUGCAGGGGCCGAUUAUGGACGGGGCAGAAGCUGCUGCGCCGGCGGCCGAGGAGAAGGCGGGGGAAGAGGAGGAGGAUGACUUGGGUUACCGGCUUUUCCCGGACCGCAACAAAAAGCCGCAGAGCUUCCUGGUCCGCAGCCUCUUCACGUUCCACAACAAGUGCCAGCUGAUGCUGAGGAUGACCCUGGACACGAAUCCCUAUGCUCAACUUCUUCUUGAGGCUAUGAAGCAAUCUGGUUGCACUGUCUUCAAUGACCGGCACUUUUCUUGUGAAAACUGUGAUGGCUGUGUUAGUGGAGGUUUUGAUUCUGCUACAUCUCAGAUUGUUCUGUGUCAGAACAACAUUCGCCAACAAUCCCAUAUGAACCGGGUGGUCACACAUGAAUUGAUACAUGCUUUUGAUCACUGCCGCGCACAUGUUGAUUGGUUUAAAAAUGUCAAACAUUUGGCAUGUUCGGAGAUUCGAGCUGCUAAUCUCAGUGGAGACUGUACACUGAUGAAUGAAAUAGCCAGGUUUAAAUUUGGAUUAAAAGGACACCAUCAGACGUGUGUACGAGACAGAGCAAUUCGAUCCAUUCUGGCUGUUAGAAAAGUUAGCAAGGAAACGGCAGAAAAAGCUGUGGAUGAAGUUUUUGAUGCCUGCUUCAAUGAUCUGGAACCUUUUGGAAGAAUCCCACACAGUAAAACAGAUGCAAAACGUGCUUAUAGAGACUUUCAGAACAGAGAUCGUUACAAUGCUAACUUGUAAAGCAAAAAACCAUUAAAAUUACCUUAAUAUUUGAUUGUUCUGUGACAUAUGGAGUUAAAGUCUGCAUGCAGAGUUCUGGUGGAAGGGGUAAUUUUAUCAAAUGCAUCAAUUGUUUUUGUAAACUUUCCAGGAACCAGCUUCUGUGAAAGUAAACAAAGUAAAUGAACAAGACUAAAAACUGUUUCCUCACCUGUUAUUCCAGCAAGAUAGUUUAGUACACCAAAUGACUUGUUAAAUAAUGAUCUGCACAUUUCAAUGCACAUUUAGUUCUGCUCAGUCUGACUAGGACUUGGUUUCUAGAAGUUUUGUUCUUGCUGAAUAAAUUUUUCAUAAAAUCUUUACAUUUCCACUAUCUUUGAUACACAGUCACAAACCUGAUGAUCUUCAUCAUACCAUUUUAAAAGAUGGACACCUGAACUACAGCUCUCGGGUCUAGGUUUAAUAGCUAUGUAUAACCCAAAUUUAAUAAACCGCCACAUUUGGUUUUGAGCAUCUCCUGAAA